Aspergillus melleus is the source of this 5001-nucleotide messenger RNA. Its product is annotated as putative ABC transporter. Gene Ontology annotation, molecular function: lipid carrier activity; ATP binding; ABC-type transporter activity. NCBI's taxonomy places the organism in Eukaryota, Fungi, Ascomycota, Eurotiomycetes, Eurotiales, Aspergillaceae. The record is from RefSeq and is a predicted model, not a curated record. The transcript has 3 exons. Gene Ontology annotation, biological process: transmembrane transport; lipid transport. Bases 77 to 4876 code for a protein of 1599 amino acids. Gene Ontology annotation, cellular component: intracellular membrane-bounded organelle; membrane.
GACGAGUGGUGGUUAAUCAACAGCGCGAAAUGCGCCUCCAGAUAUUCAGUACACACUCUCUGCCGCAGCUCCCGUCAUGAGACUUUUCCUAAGGCAGGUAUGGACCUUAACGGUCAAGAACCUCCUAGUGGUUCUUGUUCGCCCGCUGUUUACAACGGUUAUGAGGGCCUUGGUGUUGCCUGUAAUCUUCGUUGCGUUCAUCUCUUAUGCUCGAAACCUGUUCGUCCAGCCUGCAACAUACGGAAUCGGCGACCCCACUGCUUUGCGAUCAUUCUCGGACGCCCUAGGGCUUGUCGGCGCGAGCAGAGACAAACUAGUGUUUGUCCAUAAUGACCUUCUUGGCGGUGCCAUCGAGCAGGUCAUUGACCGAGUUGCAGAACCUGCAAGGGCCAAUGAGGAUGUUCAUAUCCUAUCUUCCGAGAGUGAACUCCGAGAUCUAUGUCGCUCGACUCUGCGAGGUGUGUCGUCCUGCAUAGCGGCGGCGGUCUUCUAUUCUUCGCCAACUGAGGGAUCAGGGGAGGGCUGGAAUUACUCGAUUCGAACGGACGCUGCCCUCGGUGCAGGCAUCGAGGUCGACUCUCAUGACAACGACCAGGAGAUAUACCUUCUUCCCUUCCAGCACUCUAUUGACUGGGCUAUCGCUCAAGUCAACAGCUCUGAUGGUCAGAAUGCGCUCCCGGAAGAGAUUAUGCAGUAUCCGUUCACUUCUUUGACUCAAGAUGGGCGACAGGACGAGAUAAGAAGAAACUACAUGGGCUCGAUCAUCAACAUCCUCGCUAUCGCUAUUUUCAUUGGUAUUGUUGGAGUCACAUACCAGCUGACCGGGUUGGUCGCAAUGGAACGUGAGCUCGGCAUGAGUCAGUUGAUCGACUGCAUGAUGCCGAAUAACUCUCUCUGGCAGUCCCAAGCAGCUCGGUUUACCGCAGCCCAUCUGGCUUUGGACAUGGUGUACGGCAUAGGCUGGAUUGUCGCCGGCGCAAUCUUGAAGUUCGGCGUCUUCAGCGAGACCUCGGCAGGCAUUGUUAUCAUCUACCACAUUCUAGUGGGUCUGGCCUUGUCCUCCUUUGCAAUCUUCGGUGCUUCCUUUUUCAGAAAAGCACAACUCAGCGGCAUAUCAGUGGUCAUCAUUUGUUUGCUUCUGGGCGUGGUGGCGCAAGUAGCGCCCGCCAAAAGCAACGGACCAGUUGCAAUUCUCGGGCUCUUGUUCCCAUCUAUGAACUAUGUCUACUUCCUGAUCUUCAUGGCUCGCUGGGAGAAACAGAGCCUUGCUACAAACCUUGUUCAGGAAGCGCCGGACAAUCCAUGGUCUCUUCCCGGCAUCGCCUUGUGGAUAUUUCUCAUCGUCCAAAUCUUUGCCUAUCCUAUUCUGGCUGCUAUCGUCGAGCGUCUACUUUAUGGUACGACCUCCAAAGAUCGCCAAACCGUCUCUGGCGACAGUACUGCCGCCCUAAGUCUCAAAUCAUUCAGUAAGGUUUAUCAACCUGGCUGGUUUCAUCGAAAUGUAGCAGCCCGGUUUGGGAGCAAUCGCCAGAGUGUCUAUGCGGUCAAUAAUCUGACAUUAGACGUCAACAAGGGACAGAUCAUGGUUCUACUGGGAGCCAAUGGCUCGGGCAAAUCAACGACGCUAGACGCGAUUUCUGGUCUGACAAAGGUUUCUUCGGGAGAAAUCAAUAUCAGCUAUGGCCCCUCGGGCGGAAAGUUUGGUUUAUGUCCUCAGAAAAACGUGCUCUGGGACACUCUCACUGUCAAGGAGCAUGUCAAAAUCUUCAACAGACUAAAGACUACUGGAAAGACGGACACAAAUGACCAACUCCUAAAACUCAUUGAUGACUGUGAUUUGGGCCUGAAAGUGAACGCACCAUCAAGGACGCUUUCCGGAGGUCAAAAACGCAAAGUUCAGCUGGCAAUGAUGUUUACUGGAGGGUCUUCUGUUUGCUGUGUGGACGAGGUCUCUUCCGGUCUCGAUCCAAUCUCCCGCAGAAAGAUCUGGGAUAUCCUUCUCGCGGAAAGAGGGUUUAGAACUAUACUCUUAACCACCCACUUCUUGGACGAGGCAGAUCUCCUUGCGGACUACAUUGCCAUUCUAUCAAAGGGUGUCCUCAAGGCCGAGGGAUCAAGUGUCGAGCUGAAACAUCGACUCGGCUCAGGAUACCGCAUUCAUGUCAUGAAAGUCCCAGGGUCUCAUAUCACAUUGGGUCCCCAACUCAAGGGGAUUCCCCAAGAAUCUCACUUCGAUGAGACGGUGUAUACGGUUCAAGAUUCGGCGGAAGCUGCUCGCUUUGUUUCGAUGCUGGAGCAAGAAGGGAUCACCGACUACCGAGUCAGCGGGCCUACUAUCGAGGAUGUGUUUCUCAAGGUUGCUGAGGAGCUGGAUUCCAACAGGGCCCGGGAUUCCGUGGACGACGAGGAUGUGCAAGAACUGCCCAAAGGCCAUGAGAAGUUGGACGGCAAGGAUGAUCGCCAGACGUUACAGCUCCUUACAGGCAAGAGAAUUGGCAUGCUUCUCCAGGCCUGGUAUUUGUUUCGCAAGAGAUUCAUCAUCCUACGCCGCAACCCUAUCCCAUACAUGGCGGCUCUUUUAAUUCCCAUCAUCGCGGCGGGCUUAGUAACUCUUUUCCUCCAGGAUGUUGAUAAGGCCGGAUGCUCCGGGGAAUCAAUCUCUAGGACGCAAGAUGUUGAAUCUUUAGGGUCAUUAGACAGCUUCAAACUUUUGCUUGGGCCGUCUGAUCGAGUAUCCACAUCUGUCCUUGAGAAUUUUGUCGGCUCAUUAUCGGGCAAUGGAGGCUCAAGCACAGGGGAUUCUCCUGCGAACAUCGAGUCUUUCUUUCACAUGGUGGACAGUCUUCCGGAAUUCUCAAACUACCUCGAAAACAAUUAUGCCAACGUAACGCCGGGCGGCUUCUGGUUAGGAGACAAUUCCUCCGAGACGACGCUUGCCUGGAAAGGUGACAAUGGAGAUUUUCCGCUCGCUGCUAUUACUCAGAAUGGCCUCAAUCGCUUGUUGACUGGCAUUCCCAUCGCCUUCCAAUUUCAAUACCUUGAUAUUCCUUGGGCACCGAGCGCCGGGGAUACUCUCCAGCUCAUGGUUUACUUUGGUCUCGCUAUGUCGGCCUAUCCGGCUCUCUUCGCUCUGUAUCCAACCAUCGAACGUCUGCGCAAUGUGCGAGCAUUGCACUUCAGCAAUGGCGUCCGAAGUGUCUCACUUUGGCUAGCAUAUCUUGCGUUCGACUUUUGUAUUGUUGUCGCUAGUAGCGUUCUGGCGAUCAUCAUAUUCCGGGCAGUUUCCGACAUUUGGUACUACCCGGGAUAUCUUUUUGUCGUUUUCUUUUUGUAUGGACUGUGUGCUACCUUGAUGUCAUACUUGGUGUCUUUGUUCUGCAAAUCGCAACUGGCCGCUUUUGCAUUCGCCGCUGGCGGACAGUGUUGUCUGUUCCUCAUAUACUUCAUUGCCUACAUGGCGGUGUUGACGUAUUCUCCGACAGACAAGACAGACGACUACAUCAACAUUACCCAUUUCACUAUCGCCGCUAUAUCGCCAUCCGGAAACCUACUCCGCUCUAUGUUCGUUUCGCUAAACACAUUCUCUAUCCUAUGUCGAGGCCGAGAAAUGGUAUCUUAUCCCGGCGAUAUCACGGUCUACGGAGGGCCGAUUCUUUACCUAAUAGUCCAGUCCUUUGUACUCUUUGGACUGAUUAUCUGGGUUGAUGAGGGCUUCCCACUCUCCUUCCUCAGGGUCAAGUCCAAGACCAAAGCCAUUGACUUGGAAGAAAAAGACCCGAUAGACCAAGACCUUGCCGCGGAAACGAGUCGCGUAACGGGCUCCGAUGACGGGCUCCGAGUGCUCCAUCUCACCAAAACUUUCAUGAAAUUCACCGCCGUCGAAGAUGUGACCUUCGGUGUCGGAAAAGGCGAGGUAUUUGCCCUCCUAGGACCGAACGGUGCCGGAAAGACCACUACCAUCUCUCUCGUCCGCGGCGAUGUCCAGCCCUCUCGCAACGGUGGCGACAUCUUCGUCGACCACAUUUCCGUGCUGAAGCAUCGUGCAGCGGCCCGCUCCCGUCUAGGUGUAUGCCCUCAGUUCGAUGCAAUUGACCAGAUGACCGUCCUGGAGCAUUUGACUUUCUACGCGCGCAUCCGUGGCGUGUCCGACAUUGCGCAUAACGUCACCGAGGUCAUGCGCGCCGUCGGCCUCAUCCCUUUCAAACACCGCAUGGCAGCCAAGCUCUCCGGCGGAAACAAGCGCAAGCUCUCCCUCGGCAUCGCCCUAAUGGGCAACCCCACCGUGCUACUUCUCGACGAACCCUCCUCCGGCAUGGAUGCCGCAUCGAAGCGAGUCAUGUGGAAAACACUCGCCUCUGUAGUUGAGGGCCGAUCCAUCGUGCUCACGACCCAUUCAAUGGAAGAAGCCGACGCCCUGGCCCACCGCGCCGGCAUCAUGGCGAAGCGCAUGCUCGCCCUUGGCACGACGAACUUCCUGCGCUCCAAGUACGGGAACAUGUAUCACGUUCACCUGGUCCAUGCGGAAGCACCCCACACAACAGAUGCCGAAAUGGAGCGGAUUCGUAGCUGGGUCAGGGAGAAUCUUCCCGGCGCCGUCAUCGAGCAGAAGACAUAUCACGGUCAGCUUCGGUUUAGUGUUCCUGCCACCUUUGGAACCGAUGACGAGUCUUCCUCCAUCUUGGAGAAGGACGAGAUCACCGAGGGUUCUGAGAUCCCGGGGAGCAGCAAGAGCAGUGUCAGUCAGCUCUUCUCUCGUCUGGAGCGGAACAAAGCCUUGCUAGGAGUGCAGUAUUAUUCCGUUAGUCAGACCACUUUGGACCAGGUGUUCCUCACUAUUGUCGGGCAGCAUCAUAUUAAGGAGGAGAAUUCGGCAUAGACUAUAUGCAUUGUUAAUAUAUGACUUUAUACGCACAAUUUCGACUUGUCUUACAUAGGAUAUCAUGUUCGUUUGCACAAUGAUCAGAGUAUUAGAUUAGAGGUCAUGUUGAUGUUGAGGAAAGG